This is a messenger RNA of Hemibagrus wyckioides, 5739 nucleotides long. It is a transcript of the gene bcan, whose product is annotated as brevican. Gene Ontology annotation, biological process: cell adhesion. Gene Ontology annotation, molecular function: hyaluronic acid binding. The transcript is spliced from 14 exons. The record is from RefSeq and is a predicted model, not a curated record. The coding region runs from base 145 to 3951 and encodes 1268 amino acids. Lineage: Eukaryota; Metazoa; Chordata; Actinopteri; Siluriformes; Bagridae.
CAGUAUUCUGUCUAAAUGCUCCUGAGGUUUUUGGACUGUGCUUUCCCCCACUAACCCUCUGAACAAGCAGUCUGGCUCCUUUUCUCUUGGAUUAUGGAAAUGUGGUCAUGGCUAUAGGCCAUACACUGAGAGCAUUGGGGAGGAAUGACUUUCAAGAAAAAAAAAAGAUCAAUGAUGUUCCUAUCUCUACUGCUGUGUGCCAUCUGUCCCUUUGUCCUGCUGUCCUCUGCUGUCCCUGUACCAGGAACAGAUGAAACAAGGCUCUUGAAAGUUACAAUCCCUGACAGCCAUCCUGUGCCUGCCGUUUUGGGAGGAUCCUUAACCCUGCAGUGCAUUGUGUCACUGCCACCAGCGUCCGUCUUGGGCCGCGUGGCUGGGAAUGCCAAUCCACGGGUAAAGUGGAGCAUGAUCUCCACAGGACGAGAGACUGAGAUCCUUGUAGCACGAGGGGAGAGGGUGAAAAUCAGUGAGGCUUAUAAAGGUAGGGCCUCUCUGCCAAACUAUGACUCCUCUCCAGAUGAUCUGACACUCCAGCUGGACAGCCUGAGACACAAUGAUACAGGAUUCUACCGCUGUGAGGUCCAGCAAGAAUUGGACGAUGCUCAUGAUCUGGCUCAGAUCAAAGUAAAAGGCGUUGUGUUUCACUACCGACAUGCCUCCAGCCGCUAUGCUUUCUCUUUUGAUGACGCCAAGAAUGCAUGUGAAGGCAUUGGAGCUCAGAUUGCCACUCCAGAGCAGCUUCUGGCAGCAUACCACAGUGGUUAUGAGCAAUGUGAUGCUGGUUGGUUAGCAGAUGGAUCCGUCAGAUAUCCUAUCCAUAUGCCUCGUGAGGGCUGUUUUGGAGAUAUGGAUGGCCUGCCAGGGGUCCGGAACUAUGGCAUGUUGGAGCCUGAUGAGCUUUAUGAUGUUUAUUGCUAUGUUGAGAACAUCCAUGGUAAAGUGUUCUAUGGAUCUACCUCAAAGCGAUUUACACUGGCUGAGGCUGAAGCAUAUUGUGAGCAACAGGGUGCUCAAUUAGCCAGCACAAGUCAGCUAUACGCUGCAUGGAAUGAUGGUCUUGAUCACUGUAGCCCAGGUUGGCUAGCUGAUGGUAGUGUGCGCUAUCCUAUUGUAAACCCAAGAGAGCGGUGUGGAGGGCCUGAACCUGGUGUUAAGACAGUCUUUCGCUACAGCAAUCAGACUGGCUUUCCUGAACCUCACACUCGCUAUGAUGCCUACUGCUUCAGAGGAGAGCUUAGUUCUCAGACAGUCAACCCAUUUGAUUACAUGGCCACAGAGCCAGAGGACAUUGUGACUUUAACUGACACAGAGGAAGAGUUCAGUCUAGGUCAUGCGACCCAGAAGACAGAAAAUGAGGCUCAAGGGGCUGUUGAGAUUUUCUCAUUCUCCAGCAAACACACAGUUAAGACAGAGGGGCAUGACCCUACACCAUCCCCAUUUGAUAAAGUUCAUACAACUGCUGCUAGCAGAAAUAUUCUCACCACUCCAGGAGUAUAUGGACAGAAACCUGAGCCGACUCAGAGCUCCUGGCAAGAAGUGCUUAUAAAGCCCACUGACUCUGAAGUAGUGCCAAAGAUACACCUGCAGCCUAGCUGGAAUCAACCAAAGUUAGCAGACGACCAAGAUAAAGAGAAUACAACAGCCGAUUCAGAAGUGAAGAUGGACAAUCAUACAUACUAUCAACCAAUGCCAGACACCAGCCUGGAGCCAGUAGAGCAAGUGGAAUACAAAACAUUUACAGAAAGUAAACCAAACACAACCACUGACAACUUGGAGCCAUUGUAUGAGUUUACAGAGAUAAAAAUAUCUAAAUCCAUGACUGAGACCAAACUUGAUCAAAAUGGAAGCCAUGUGGAUGAAUAUUCAACUGUAGUAGAAGCGCAAGCAGGUAACAUCACUGUGGGCCUGGAAACUGAUGUCACUGUGGAAUUCAGAACUCAGUCUACUUCUUCAGAAAUCACUGAGGGCUCAGGAAGUGAAAUGACUACAGAAUUUGCAGGGUCGAUUAACCCCAAUGUCACCCUAAGUCAAGAAGAUUUGUAUGAACAUUCUUCAGCUGAAGCCACAACAGAGAGUUCUUUGCUGGAAGAUCUAAGUCACCCUACACUGAGUUUUCCUCAAAGUCUUGAGCAGACUGUUGCAACAGACACUUCCAGUACUAUAAAUCAAGUGGAGCAAGAAACAGGGCAUACUUCAGCUGAAUCUCUAGUAGUAUCUCUUGGUUCAGCUGAUAAUGACAGUGAGUCAGAAGUGACUGCGACACCUGUAUAUUUACCUGAGAAACAAACAGAGCCCAUUGAUGGUUCUGGUGAUGAUGACAAUGUGCUACUGUUGACUCGUCGGACUACACAAGCACCUCACUUGUUAGACACAUCUAUUUCCCCAAAGCCACUGGAUAUCGGGCUGGACUCUCCUGUUCCGGAGAGUAGUACUCCAUCUGGGAUCACUAUCAUAAACGAGGAGGUGAAUCAGUUUGUGCAUGAGAGGGUGGAAAAAGCACCGGUCCUGCAUACCACGGCAACAACUCCACUGACUGAGACUAAGACAAUGUCAAACAAAGACAACACUGGCGAUGAAGAUAACUCAUCAGGAGCAGAAAACUCUUCUGGAGGGGGAUCUUUGGUAACAGACCUCCCCCAUCUAAAUGCUGCUCCAAUCAUACCCUUUAACUCCACAAACCUGCUUCUCCUGAACACAACAAAGGUUAAUAAUAGUGAAAAUGUUUCCAGCACCACUCAUUUUACUGUGGAGGUUACACUGAUCCCAGACAUGACAACACCAAUCUGGGACAUUGUGACUCCCCCAACUCCACCACAGGAGUUCCGGGCAGAUGUGGAGAUCAGCGGUGAUUUCCCAGUAACCACAGAUGACCCUAACUCCUCAGACGAGUCAGACUCUACUGCAGCUCCCACCACUGAGAAACCUAGGGAGACCCAGAGUCUGACAUCCUCUAUGGCAACCAAUGACAAGGAGCAUGAAGAUCAAGACUUGACUACCACCCAGAGUCUGACAUCCUCCAUGGCAACCAAUGACAAGGAGCAUGAAGAUCAAGACCUGACUACCACCACAGAAUCUCCCAACAGCAAGGAAGAGGAUGAACUGACAACCCAAACCCACCAUACAUCCUCCUCACCCCCCAGACCAACUGAUAAAGUGUUGGACAGAACAGGCAUAUCAGAUGGUUGUUUGGAGAAUCCAUGUUCUAAUGGAGGCACCUGUGUAGACAUCAGUACUACUGUCAAAUGUCUGUGUCUGCCAACCUAUGGGGGAGAAUUCUGCCAAAUUGAUCUGGAGCAGUGUGAGCUAGGCUGGGAAAAAUUCCAGGGCAACUGUUAUAAGCACUUCUCAAAACGUCAGAGCUGGGAGGUGGCAGAGCAGCACUGUCGGAUGAGCGGCGGUCACCUGGUCUCUGUUAUGUCACCUGAAGAGCAAUAUUUCAUCAACUAUAAGUACAGGGAGUACCAGUGGACUGGUCUUAACGACAGGACCAUUGAGGGUGACUUCCGUUGGUCUGAUGGAAACCCGCUGCUGUAUGAGAACUGGUAUCGUGGUCAGCCUGAUAGUUAUUUCCUAUCAGGAGAGGACUGUGUGGUGAUGGUGUGGCAUGAUGAUGGCCGCUGGAGUGAUGUACCCUGUAACUAUCAUCUGUCCUACACUUGCAAGAAGGGCACCACUGUAUGUGGCCAGCCACCUCUGGUAUUGAAUGCUAAGCAGUUUGGUGAACGACAAACCCGAUAUGUGAUUAACGCUCUGGUGCGUUACCACUGUGAGGAGGGUUUCCUUCAGAGACACAACCCUGUCAUCAGGUGUCAAAGUAACGGACAGUGGGAGGAGCCACAGAUCACCUGUACACCAAAACCAGUGGAUUUAAAUAGAAAACAAGUUACUUUGCCCUCUGAAAAGAACCAUGAAGCCACUAAUAAAGCAAAAGAAAAAUGGUGGAGCUUUUAAACCAACCAUCUUCUUUUUUUUUUAUUUUUCUUUCUUUCCUUUACCUUUCCUUUAAGAGACCUGCAUUACUCAUCAUUCAUACUGUCACUGUUUCAGACAAAACUUACAUUGUUCUACUCCAGUCAGAUUUUUUUCAUACAACUUUUCUCUGUAGAAAAUGACACUGAAUUACAUAUUGUGUAAUUCUAUGACACACAGACAUAACUUUCGCCCAAAUUGUAAGUAAAUACAGAUCAGAGUUUCCAAACACUAGAGGUUCAUAUUAAAGCACUAGCAAACACUGCAAAAUGCAAAUGCUAUUUAACCUCAGCUGGUCUGAAUUAAAUUGUUGCCACUGUCUCAUAAAGACUUAAUUUCAUCCUACUAAAAGUUGUCAUUACUGCCCCCUGAAGGCAGAACAACAUAGACAGGGAGAGGGUGAACAGAGAGGAAACAGCACAUUGUUGAGUUCAAUCAGAUGAUAAACUGAAAAGAUAACAAAUCAUUUUGAUCUGUAUUAAAACCAUUCCUUCAGCAUCAAAUAGUAUUUAAUACAAUUCAUAGAUUCCAUACUUUAAUCUAAGGGAAUGUGGAAAAAGAGGGUUAGGAGAGGCAGGCCCUGGCCUAUUUCACUUAACCCAGUAAUGGAAAUGAGGUUAAUAGUACUGUCUGGCAGCUGUCAUUCUGAUGUUUGCACACAGUAAAUCCUGUGCUCCUCAGCCAUGCAGAAUACAGUUAUAAUCAACUUAUUUGGUGUUUAGAAAUCAAUUACCUAAUUUCCUAUUUUACUGCACAAUUUAGUUAAAAUCUCUGACCAGGAGUCAUCAAAUCUGGCCUACAGAUUCCCAGACAACAUGCUAGUUUUACUGUGGUCUUAUACAUCUCUUGAUUGAGAGUCUCUGUUUCUUACAGUACCAAAAACUAGCUUGAUAUUUCAGUAUCCAAGCUUUAAGAGAACAAUAAGCCCUUUUAAGGCUCUUUAAGAAAAUAUACAUCCUUAGAUACAGUGAGAUGAAAUCGAUUUUGUAAAAAAAAAAAAUCCUAUGUGUGGAAUUAUUUGUGCCUGGCUGUGAAACACAAGCUUUACAUUUUCUAGUAAUUUGGUGCUCAGUUGUUUUCAGGUCUCUUAUUUGCUCUGGGGAAUAAUCAGUCCUUUAUGAAAGCUGUUCCUAACAUCAUAAGAAGUAACAAUGUUUUUACUGACCUAAAGAUUUUAUUUCUUUAUUCUGCAUUUUUGGUGACAUACUGGUUGAGUGUACACUUUUUUGAGUGAUCAUAUCUUUCUGCUUUUUCUUUAAAUGUUUCAUUGUUCUUCAGAAAUAUUUGAUUUAAGUCUAAUCAAAUUCAGAUUCAAAAGACAAGGCAAAUUUGUCUAACUCGGUAUAAAAUCCACUAUCCUCACUAAACAUGGGAAAAUAAUAGUUAGUUUUAGGAUGACAAAAUGAAGACUUUUGGAUGUAUGUUAGUGAAUCUAAUUGGCUGUGAAGCAUAGAUCAAUGAAUGGGUUACUAAUACACUAAUCAGUGCCACUAGGUCCAUCAUUUAGAUUUGUGAAGCACUUUACUGAUUUUGUACACAACUGUUUUGUGGUAAUUUAUUUUACAGCUUGGUUUUUCCCCUGGGAAAAAAUAGUGUGGAAUAAAGCCUGGAAGAAAUAAAACAAAGACUUCAAUUACUAACUUCACAAAAAUUGUCAUAAAAAAUUUUAUUUAUCUGCUCAUUUUGUUGUGUUUAUGUUUUUUUUAAAAAAAAAAAGUCAAACCAUCUGGUAUAUGGUGCCAUACUGCUACAAUUUGUAGGAUUCUGUAU